AUGUCUGUCUCCAACACUGCGGUGUCCCCAGCAGCCAGCCUGGUGUGGCGCGCAAAGCAGUGGCUCGGCGAAUAUUUUGAGGGAAUCCGUGUUGAGCCCCUGGCAGUAAUGGGUUGCCACUUCUCUUCCCACAGUGAGAACUACCUGGUGCGAUGGGGCAGCAAGGGCUUCCCGAAGGAGGUCGAGAUGCUCAACAACCUGAAGGUGGUCUUCACGGAUCUUGGAAACAAAGACCUCAACAGGGAUAAAAUUUACUUGAUUUGUCAAAUAGUCCGAGUUGGGAAGAUGGAUCUGAAGGACACUAAUAUGAAGAAGUGCACACAGGGACUGAGGCGGCCCUUUGGGGUGGCAGUUAUGGAUAUAACAGACAUCGUCAAGGGGAAAGCAGAGAGUGAUGAAGAGAAGCAGCACUUCAUUCCUUUCCACCCGGUGACAGCUGAGAAUGACUUCCUGCACAGUCUGUUGGGCAAAGUCACGACCUGCAAGGGAGACAGCGGAGGGCAAGGCCUCUGGGUGACCAUGAAGAUGCUCGUGGGGGACAUCAUUCAGAUCCGAAAAGACUACCCCCACCUGGUGGACAGGAUCACCGUGGUGGCCAGGAAGCUGGGCUUCCCCGAGAUCAUCAUGCCAGGGGAUGUCAGAAACGACAUCUACAUCACUCUCCUACAAGGCGACUUUGACAAGUACAACAAGACCACACAGAGGAACAUGGAAGUGAUCAUGUGUGUGUGCACGGAGGAUGGCAAAACGUUGUCUAAUGCAAUCUGCGUGGGAGCAGGGGACAAGCCUAUGAAUGAAUAUCAGUCCGUAGUGUACUAUCAAGUCAAACAGCCACGGUGGAUGGAAACAGUCAAGGUGGCUGUCCCCAUCGAAGACAUGCAGAGGAUCCAUCUGCGAUUCAUGUUUCGACAUCGGUCAUCCCUGGAAUCUAAAGAUAAAGGAGAAAAGAACUUCGCCAUGUCCUACGUGAAGCUGAUGAAGGAAGACGGUACCACUCUGCAGGAUGGAUACCACGACCUGGUUGUCCUAAAG
Molecule: messenger RNA, 1032 nt
Organism: Myotis lucifugus (little brown bat)
Lineage: Eukaryota; Metazoa; Chordata; Mammalia; Chiroptera; Vespertilionidae
Product: dedicator of cytokinesis protein 2-like
Exons: 9
Biological process (GO): cell migration; small GTPase-mediated signal transduction
Cellular component (GO): cytoplasm; plasma membrane
Molecular function (GO): small GTPase binding; guanyl-nucleotide exchange factor activity
Source: RefSeq, a predicted model, not a curated record